AUGGCCUAUCGCCUGCUGCUGAGCGGCUGCCGGGCGGAGCGGAGUUUGCUGUGUGCCCGGCGCUGCUCGCUGCCCGCCCGCCUCCUCGCCGGCUGGGCGGCCGCGGGCCCGGGCCCGGGCUCGGGCUCGGCCGCGGCCGCGGGGCCUGAGCUCGGCCGCCGUGGUCAUGGCAACCGGCCCCGCCGGGAGCUGCCCGCCACCGGCCUGCGCCGCCACACCGGCCCCGCGGGCCCGGCCUCGGUCAGCGGCCGGACUCCCACCCUCCAGCCCGGCGGAGGCGGCUUCCCCCCCGGCCCCGGGCAGCGACGGGACGACGCCGAAGAAGGUGACCGGACGAGGGUGACCUCCAGCCCCGCUCCCGCCCCCGCCGGUGCCCGGAGGCUCCUCACACUGGCUUACCCCGAGAGGUGGCCUCUGGCAGCUGCUGUGGGGUUCUUGGGUGUUUCCAGCAUUGUAACCAUGUCAGCGCCUUUCUUUCUGGGAAACGUUAUUGAUCUCAUUUACACGAAUACCACAGGAGGGGAUUUGACUGGUUCUCUGACCACUUUGUGUGCCAUGCUGAGUGGAGUUUUUCUAUGUGGAGCCGCUGCCAACACUGCCCGUGUCUACAUAAUGCAUAUAUCAGAACAACAAAUAAUCAAACGUUUACGGACAUCGUUAUUUUCCUCCAUCCUGUGCCAGGAAGUUGGAUUCUUCGACAAGUCCAGCACAGGAGAACUGAUAAACCGUCUUUCAUCGGACGCUGACUUGCUUGGACGGUCAGUAACUGUGAACCUCUCUGACGGACUAAGAGCUGUAGCUCAAGCAGCAGCUGGUGUUGGCAUGAUGUUCUACGUAUCUCCACAACUCGCCAUGUUUGUCCUUGGUAUUGUGCCUCCUUUGGCUCUCUUCAGUGUGUUUUAUGGCAGAUACAUUCGCAAGCUGACUAAACUGACACAGAAUUCACUAGCAGGUGCAACACAGCUUGCUGAAGAACGCAUUGGAAACAUAAGGACCGUCCGAGCUUUUGGCAAAGAAAAUGUUGAAUUAGAGAAGUACACUGAAAAGAUCGAUUAUGUAGUGCAACUGGCCAGAAAAGAAGCAGUGGCACUGGCAGUAUUUUUUGGAGCUACUGGAUUAACUGGAAACCUUAUUAUCCUCUCUGUGCUAUACAAAGGAGGUCUGUUGAUGAGCACUGCCCACAUGACCAUAGGAGAACUCUCCUCUUUCAUGAUGUAUGCCUUUUGGGUAGGAAUAAGUAUCACAGGUCUAAGCUCUUUCUACUCCACGUUAAUGAAAGGUCUAGGAGCUGGAGAUCGGCUGUGGGAACUGCUUGACAGGAAGCCAGCGAUGCCACUUAAUGAGGGUAUAGUUUUGCAGUCUGAUCAGUUUAAGGGAGCUAUCAAAUUCCUCGGUGUCCAUUUUGCAUAUCCAACCCGUAAGGAAUCGCCAAUCUUUCAAGGACUAGACUUGUCUAUUCCAGCGGGUUCUAUAAUGGCAGUUGUGGGACCCAGUGGCUCAGGGAAAUCUACAUUGGUGUCUCUGUUACUACGAUUAUAUGAUCCUACUUCAGGUGCCAUUACUCUUGAUGAUCAUGAUACCAGAAUAUUGAAUCCGUACUGGUUAAGGAAAAACAUUGGUACAGUGAGCCAGGAGCCGGUUUUGUUCUCUUGUUCCAUUGCUGAAAACAUUGCAUAUGGUGCAGUUGAUCCCUCCCAGCUAUCUAUGAAAGACAUUGAAAAUGCUGCCAAAAUAGCCAAUGCUUUCAACUUCAUCGAAAGCUUUCCUGAGGGAUUUGAAACUGUUGUUGGGGAGAAAGGCGUUUUACUUUCAGGUGGCCAAAAGCAGCGGAUUGCUAUUGCCCGGGCUCUGUUGAAGAACCCCAAAAUUCUGCUAUUGGAUGAAGCAACCAGUGCACUGGAUUCAGAAAAUGAGUACUUAGUACAACAAGCAUUGGAUCGAUUAAUGGAAGGGAGAACAGUGCUGAUCAUUGCGCAUCGUCUCUCAACCAUUCAGAACACAAAUGCUGUUGCUGUUCUUGACCAGGGCAGGAUAAUUGAAUGCGGCACACAUAAAGAAUUGCUUGCAAAUUCCAAUGGAUUAUUUCGAAAACUUGUGGAGAAACAAACAUUUUUACAAGACAGUCAAAUGGUUGCUUUGAAUGCUUAAAUGUGCCUUUGAUUUUGUUUACACAUUACAAUUGCAUUGCUGUUGAAGGAUGCAGGUUUUAAAUCUGUAAUUUCCACACACUAAAGUGCAUUCCUGAUCUGAAUUGUCUGGAGGUCCUUAACAAAGGCCAGGUGCUUACUUUAGGGAAAAAAAUUGAACGAUAAUUCCAGCCACAUUUUGGAGGCAAGUUACAAUGUGACAUCAGGAAAGUCCUAGGAUUGUUCCCCUUCUUGGUUGAUGGGAAAAGCAUGGUGGGUGGGGGGUGCACACAGAGAAUCUAUGAAGGUGAAAUAAAACUAGAAAGGAAAAACUUGAAUGACCCAACAUCUUCUGUGGAGUAUUAAGAAUUCUUUUUAUAUUUAAGGAUUUAUUGUAAAGUGCUGGAGAAAUACAUAAACUUUUUCAACAUGGUACAGAUUUUUGACAGGGCACUGGAUCCGCCUGACACUAUAUUGUGACAUAACGGCGAUGUAUAGACAUUACUGUUUUUUGUUGAAACUGGAAAAAUAAGUUUAGAGAAUAUGUACAGGUAUGUUAAUUUUGUGAAAUUUAGAAGGAUAUUAAAAUGUUUAUUAUUCAGUGAAGAAAAUUUUAAACUAUGAAUAUUGGUUGUUUAUAUAUAGAUAUGUAUUUUAAGUUUCUACAAAGACACUUUAAUCCUCUGUGGUCUAUAAUAGCAUUUUUACACCAAAUAAAUAUAUCCACAUGUUUAAAUUCUGAA
Molecule: messenger RNA, 2869 nt
Organism: Callorhinchus milii (elephant shark)
Lineage: Eukaryota; Metazoa; Chordata; Chondrichthyes; Chimaeriformes; Callorhinchidae
Gene: abcb10
Product: ATP-binding cassette, sub-family B (MDR/TAP), member 10
Exons: 13
Coding region: 1-2148 (715 amino acids)
Biological process (GO): transmembrane transport
Cellular component (GO): membrane
Molecular function (GO): ATP binding; ATP hydrolysis activity; ABC-type oligopeptide transporter activity
Source: RefSeq, a predicted model, not a curated record